Molecule: messenger RNA, 972 nt
Organism: Chanos chanos (milkfish)
Lineage: Eukaryota; Metazoa; Chordata; Actinopteri; Gonorynchiformes; Chanidae
Gene: exosc3
Product: exosome component 3
Exons: 4
Coding region: 1-732 (243 amino acids)
Biological process (GO): poly(A)-dependent snoRNA 3'-end processing; nuclear polyadenylation-dependent rRNA catabolic process; U4 snRNA 3'-end processing
Cellular component (GO): nuclear exosome (RNase complex); cytoplasmic exosome (RNase complex)
Molecular function (GO): RNA binding
Source: RefSeq, a predicted model, not a curated record
AUGAUGCAGAGCUGUUUCAAAAAUAAAAUUGGUGACGUUGUAUUGCCUGGCGAUAUAUUUUCAUUUGAACUGCCAGUCACAGAGGACGGUAGCGUAAAAGCGGAAAAAAUAAUAUGCGGACCAGGGCUACGUCGGAACGGAGAUGAAGUUCUUGUGUGUAAAAGCGGCAUUCUUCGUCAUAAACAGCCCAAUCUAUAUUGGAUAGACUCUCAACAGAAACGGUAUGUUCCAGCCAAGGGUGAGAGUGUGAUUGGUAUAGUGACAGCAAAGUCAGGAGACAUCUUCAAAGUAGACGUGGGAGGAAGUGAACAGGCAUCCUUAUCGUAUCUGGCGUUCGAAGGAGCCACCAAGAGGAACCGACCCAAUGUGCAGGUUGGUGACCUGGUUUAUGCACAGUUCAUCAUUGCAAACAAAGACAUGGAGCCAGAGCUGGUGUGUAUUGAUAGCAAUGGAAAAGCCAAUGGAAUGGGAGUGUUUGGAGCAGACGGAUUUCUCUUCAAGGUUUCCCUGGGGCUAGUACGCAGGUUACUGGCUCCUCAGAGUGAAAUCGUGAAAGACCUGGAGAAGCUUUUCCCCUCUGAGAUAGUGGUGGGCAUGAACGGGUGUGUUUGGGUCAAAGCCAAGACUGUUCAGCAGACUCUUAUUGUGGCCAAUCUCAUUGAGAGCUGUGAGAACAUGACAGCGCAGCAGCGACAGGCACUCUUCAAGAGAGUUGCCGAUGGCAACCUCUGACGGACUCUCAGAAAACAACAACAACAAACAAACCAAGAAACUCAGCUCUUGUUCACAGAGCAGCCAUCUCAGAUUGACAGUAAUGUGAUGUUUUGUUCUUGUUCUCCAGCAGGUUGCUCUUCUCCUUCUGCACGACAGACUUAUGCAAAAGAGAUAAAAUGGUUUAUACUUGGGUGAAGAGAAAUGAGUAUUAGUGCCCAAAGUGGGUAAUCUUAUUUCACUGUCACUGCCGGACAGAAU